AAAGCACACACAUAUUGCACACACAUUGCAUCAGCAGUAAAAUAAGAAAAUAGAAUAAAUAGAAGAUACUGCUGCUGUUUUCCAGAAUUAGGCCAUAGAUGCGACAACUGACAAUGGACAUGGCGUGCCUCCAAACACUGAAGCUUGAAAUCAAAACUUUGGAGAAAAUAUUCCCGAGGAAUCACUUGCAGUUUCAGAUAGUCAACGCCAAUCUGGACGAGCUUUUGUGCAGAUUCAUCGACAAGAAUGGCAAGCACUAUGAUAUCCAUGCGAACAUCACGGAGACGUAUCCAUCGACGCCGCCAGUUUGGUUCGCCGAGAACGACGAGCCGAGCAUAGUGCAAGCCCUGCAAAUCCUGAGCAACACUAAUGGACAGGACAACCACGUAAUCAUUCAGGUUGAGCUGCUUCUCCGCGAGCUGUGCCGUUUCCACAACAUUGCGCCGCCCAGUGAUAUUGAUAAUUUGACGAUACCAUUGGAAACGGAGCAGCUGGCCGUCUGUCAAGAGGAUAACGACUCUGAUUCCGAUGAGAAUGAAAUAAAGGAAUAUGAUACUUUCUUCUGUGAGAGCGAGGCGGGUAACGAGUGUGAUGAAAUUUUACCCUUGGCAAUGGAAAACUUUCAAAUAACUAACGCAAAUGAUGUCAUGGACCAGGAGCAAUUAGCGACUCUUAAAAGGUUGCGUCAAAGUCAAAGACAGCAACAUUUGAAAGGUUGCGCUGGCAGUUCCGUGCAGGCCACCGAUCGCCUGAUGAAGGAGCUGCGCGAUAUUUAUCGAUCGGAUGCAUUCAAACAGAAAACAUACUCUAUUGAGCUGGUUAACGACUCCAUUUACGAGUGGAACAUUAGCCUCAACUCUGUGGAUCCGGAUAGUCCACUUCACGGGGAUCUAUUGCAGCUAAAAGAGAAGGAGGGCGCAGGCGGUAUUCAGUUCAGUGCCCUAUUUAGGGAAACGUAUCCAUUUGAUCCGCCGUUUGUCCGUGUCGUGCAUCCAAUCAUCUCUGGUGGCUAUGUGCUCAUCGGUGGCGCCAUUUGCAUGGAGCUGUUAACCCCUCAGGGCUGGAGCUCCGCCUACACUGUCGAGGCGCUGAUAAUGCAAAUAGCCGCUACGCUGGUCAAAGGCAAGGCGCGUAUACAAUUCGGAGCCACCAAGAAACUCACACAGGCCCACUACAGUCUGGCACGUGCCCAGCAAAGCUUCAAGUCGAUGGUGCAGAUUCAUGAAAAAAAUGGUUGGUUCACUCCACCCAAGAUGGAUGGCUAAAUCUCGAGCCGUGUACACAGAGUACACACAAAACCUAGCAAUUGAUAGACAAAAAUUCGAGCUAUCAUCAGAACUGUCACUAUAAACUUUCAGUUCUGCCUUGUAAUAAAUUACUGAACAAUGAAA
Drosophila montana is the source of this 1391-nucleotide messenger RNA. Its product is annotated as ubiquitin-conjugating enzyme E2 Q2-like. The coding region runs from base 99 to 1265 and encodes 388 amino acids. The record is from RefSeq and is a predicted model, not a curated record. Lineage: Eukaryota; Metazoa; Arthropoda; Insecta; Diptera; Drosophilidae. The transcript has a single exon.